AUGACAACACCACUACCAACCGAAUCAAAUGCUGGGACCGGUACCGAAUUGACUAAACUUGAAGUGUUCUUUUCUUUGGCACCAGAGAAUGGAAUUCUUCCUAAGACUUCCGACGGAAUGGUAGAGUUUAUUUGCGACUACGCGAAUCCCGUCUGUACCAUCUCUCCAGAAGCCAAGACUAUUGAUUACCUCUGUAGCAGUGAGGAUGACGGCUUAAUACGCGGCGGAGGUGCUCAGUGUGUCGAAACCAUCAUUAGUCUUCUUGCAGCAUAUCUUGGGAAUCAAGCACCGCUGGCUCAAAGAUUUAAUCCAUGCGAUUGGAAACUGCGCACUGGGCGAAGCGACGUGCAAGAAGAAGGCAGUGCAGACUGUGGCAUGUAUAUGAUAUCCAGUGUCAUGUGUCUUGCCUUUGGAUGGGAUUUAUUAUACGACCGAAGACGCGGCCACGAAAUGGCGAACCGGCGAAUUCGUCUCGCCGCUGAUCUCUUUUAUGGCGGUUUUGAAGGUUACGAUGAUGCUGAAAAUGCACAUAACGCAUUUUACUACCCUUUAAAUGGCAUCAAGCCCUAUAACGCCGUAACUGAAAACUUCCUUCCGAUCCUCCAGUACCCCGGGCUCCUGAUUCGUAUAAUUCUCACAUCAGGUGUCCGCAAUCGCUCACCAGUGUAUUAUGGCUGUCCUGGCAAAAAGACAUUGUAUGAGCACUGUGCUCGAAACGCGCGAUUCUACCCUAAAUUUGACAGACAAGAAGUCAGUGGAUCGGAAAUCUCGUUUGCCAAGUUUUUAUCCUGGGUGGAGCGCUAUGAUGUGAAGAGGGAAAAGGAAGUGCCGCCGUUUGCAAAACCACUUUCGGAGGAUGGUUCUGAUAACGGUAGUUGGAUUCUACCAAAUGUGACUGACGCACACAAGCAACUUUGGUGA
Molecule: messenger RNA, 921 nt
Organism: Sclerotinia sclerotiorum 1980 UF-70
Lineage: Eukaryota; Fungi; Ascomycota; Leotiomycetes; Helotiales; Sclerotiniaceae
Exons: 2
Coding region: 1-921 (306 amino acids)
Source: RefSeq, a predicted model, not a curated record